This is a messenger RNA of Drosophila persimilis, 1332 nucleotides long. RefSeq names its product nuA4 complex subunit EAF3 homolog (gene MRG15). The transcript is spliced from 4 exons. Lineage: Eukaryota; Metazoa; Arthropoda; Insecta; Diptera; Drosophilidae. The coding region runs from base 34 to 1317 and encodes 427 amino acids. The record is from RefSeq and is a predicted model, not a curated record. Gene Ontology annotation, cellular component: NuA4 histone acetyltransferase complex; nucleus. Gene Ontology annotation, biological process: regulation of DNA-templated transcription; chromatin organization.
UUUUUACAAUAAAAAUAAAUAAAACCCGCUAAAAUGGAAACCGUGGGAUCUGCAGCAGAUGCAGCCUCUAUAUUUGCAGAUGGAGAACGCGUGCUGUGCUUCCACGGCCCGCUCAUUUACGAAGCCAAAGUGCUCAAAACAAAACCUGACGCGACGCCGGUCCAAUACUACAUCCACUAUGCAGGCUGGAGCAAAAACUGGGACGAAUGGGUGCCCGAAAGCCGUGUGCUCAAAUACAAUGAUGACAAUGUACAGCGACAAAAGGAACAGGCGCGACUAUGCGGCGAGCGGUCGAAGAAGGACAACAAGAAGGGAAGCGCCAAGGCAAAAAAAAUUGAACAAGUGGGCAACGAUUCUCGAGCUUCGACUCCCUCCAAGGAGGGAAAUACAUCUCUACCGUCGGUGGUGAGUACACCCACUUCCAGUACGGGACCGAUGACAAAAUCGGACAGUGGAAACAACAUCAGCACGACCCCUAAUAGCACCAACGCCAAUACCUCAACUAGUCGUUCCAAUCGCAAGUCAACACAAAGUGCAAUAGUGUCGGCACGUCCCGGCACUCCAAAUGAAAAGAAAGAAGAUGCAACGACAGGGGAGAUCACAGAGGACGACGGCGCCACAGUGGUGCCACCCAAAAAGAAAAGGAUUAGCGAGCAACGUCCAUCAUUGAGCGGAAGUGAUACCACAACUUCUGCCGAAAAGCAGGGAACACCAGCAGCACCAACUCCGACACCAACGACUCCCACACCGCCAUCGGAACCGGCACCAUGGGUCGAAAGCGAAGAGAGCUUUACCAACAAGUUGGAAGUGAAAAUCAAAAUACCUGAUGAGCUGAAGCACUACCUGACCGAUGACUGGUAUGCGGUGGUGCGCGAGCACAAGCUGCUGGAGCUGCCCGCUAAGGUGACGAUCCAGCAAAUCGCCGAGCAGUAUUUGGCGCACAAAAAGUCUGUCAAGUCGACCAGUGCCAGCAAGGAGGUGGCCAUUAACGAUGUACUCGAAGGCAUUGUGGAGUACUUCAAUGUCAUGCUGGGCUCCCAGCUACUGUACAAAUUUGAGCGUACACAGUACGCAGAUGUGAUGCAAAAGCAUCCAGAUACACCGUUGUCCGAUCUCUAUGGUUCCUUUCACUUGCUGCGCCUUUUCGUGCGACUGGGCUCUAUGCUGACAUACUCGGCGCUGGAUCAGCAGGCCAUGCAGAACUUAAUCGUGCACCUGCAGGAUUUUCUCAAGUUUCUGGUGAAGAAUAGCGCUGUAUAUUUCAGCAUGAAUAACUUUGUAAACGUUGACCCCGAGUAUGUGCGCAAUGCACAGUAAAUUAGUAGUCCCACU